GCGGCGGCGCCCGCGGUGGAUUGCGCGAGGAGGCGCGCGCGGGGCGAGGAGCCGCGGCGGGAGCGCGGCAUGGGGAAGCGCCGCGAGAUGCGCCUGGCUCCCGUCUGCUGCUGCCUGCUCUACCAACUGGGGGUCUUGUCGGGGAUCGCGGCGGGGCUGCAGCUCGCCCCCGACCGCGAGGAGUGGGAAGUCGUGUUUCCUGCGCUUUGGCGCCGGGAGCCUGUGGACGCGGCCGGCGGCAGCGGGGGCAGCGCGGACCCAGGCUGGGUGCGCGGCGCGGGGGGCGGCGGAGGCGCCCGGGCGCAGGCGGUCAGCAGCUCCCGCGAGGUGCGCUCCGCGGCUCCGGCGGCGCCUGAGAGGCCCGCGCAGGGACGGCCCGAGCCCCGGCCCUCGCCGCCGUCGGCGGCCGAGGACGACGAGGAGCUGGAAUCGCAGGAGCUGCCGCGGGCAUGCAGCGGGGCUGCCGCCUUGUCCCCGGGCGCCCCGGCCUCGUGGCAGCCACCGCCCCCACAGCCGCCCCCGUCCCCGCCCCCGGCCCAGCCGGCCGAGACGGACGGCGACGAGGUGCUGCUGCGGAUCCCGGCCUUCUCCCGGGACCUGUACCUGCUGCUCCGGAGAGACGGCCGCUUCCUGGCGCCGCGGUUCGCGGUGGAGCAGCGGCCGAGUCCCGGCCCGGGCCCCACGCGGGCAGCAGGCGCCCCGGGCCCUCCCGCGCCGCCCGACGCCUCCUGCUUCUACUCCGGAGCGGUUCUGCGGCAGCCCGGCUCGCUGGCCUCGUUCAGCACCUGCGGAGGUGGCCUGAUGGGAUUUAUACAGCUCAAUGAGGACUUCAUAUUUAUUGAACCACUCAAUGAUUCAGUGGCCAUAACAGGUCACCCACACCGUGUGUAUAGGCAGAAAAGGUCUGUGGAGGAAAACAUCACAGAGAAGUCAGCUCCUCACAGUCAUUCCUGUGGCAUCAUUUCAGAUAAAGGAAGACCUAGAUCAAAAAAAAUAACAGAAAGUGGAAGAGGGAAACGAUAUUCAUACAAAUUACCUCAAGAAUACAACAUAGAGACUGUAGUGGUUGCAGACCCAGCAAUGGUUUCCUAUCAUGGAGCAGAUGCAGCCAGGAGAUUCAUUCUAACCAUCUUAAAUAUGGUUUUUAACCUUUUCCAACACAAGAGUCUUGGUGUGCAGGUCAAUCUUCGUGUGAUAAAGCUUAUUCUGCUCCAUGAAACUCCAGCAGGUCUGUAUAUCGGGCACCAUGGAGAGAAAAUGCUAGAGAGUUUUUGUAAAUGGCAACAUGAAGAAUUUGGCAAAAAGAAUGAUAUACAUUUAGAAAUGUCAACAAGCUGGGGAGAGGAAAUGACUUCAGGGGAUGCCGCUAUACUUAUAACAAGGAAAGACUUCUGUGUACACAAAGAUGAACCAUGUGAUACUGUUGGUAUAGCUUACUUGAGUGGAAUGUGUAGUGAAAAGAGAAAAUGUAUUAUCGCUGAAGACAAUGGCCUAAAUCUUGCAUUUACAAUUGCUCAUGAAAUGGGUCACAACAUGGGCAUUAAUCAUGACAAUGACCACCCGUCAUGUGCUGAUGGUCUUCAUAUCAUGUCUGGUGAAUGGAUUAAAGGACAAAAUCUUGGUGAUGUUUCAUGGUCCCGAUGUAGCAAGGAAGAUUUGGAAAGAUUCCUAAGGUCAAAAGCCAGUAACUGCUUGCUACAGACAAAUCCCCAGAGUGUCAAUUCUGUGAUGGUUCCCUCCAAGUUGCCAGAGAUGACAUAUACUGCUGACGAGCAAUGUCAGAUUCUCUUUGGGUCAUUGGCUUCCUUUUGUCAAGAGAUGCAGCAUGUUAUUUGCACAGGGUUGUGGUGCAAGGUAGAAGGAGAGAAAGAAUGCAGAACCAAACUAGAUCCGCCAAUGGACGGGACUGACUGUGAUACCGGGAAGUGGUGUAAGGCUGGAGAAUGUACCAGCAGGACCCCAGCACCUGGACAUGUGACCGGAGAGUGGAGCACGUGGAGCCCCUGUAGCCGGACCUGCAGUUCUGGGAUCAGCAGUCGAGAGCGCAAAUGUCCUGGGCUAGGUUCUGAAGCAAGGGAUUGUAAUGGUCCCAGAAAACAAUACAGAAUAUGUGAGAAUCCACCUUGUCCUGCAGGUUUGCCUGGAUUCAGAGACUGGCAAUGUCAGGCCUAUAGUGUUAGAACUUCGUACCCAAAGCAUGUACUUCAGUGGCAAGCUGUCCUGGAUGAAGAAAAACCAUGUGCCUUGUUUUGCUCUCCUGUUGGAAAAGAACAGCCUAUUCUUCUAUCAGAAAAAGUGAUGGAUGGAACUUCCUGUGGCUACCAGGGAUUAGAUAUCUGUGCAAAUGGCAGGUGUCAGAAAGUUGGCUGUGAUGGCUUACUAGGGUCUCUUGCAAGGGAAGAUCAUUGUGGUGUAUGUAAUGGCAAUGGAAAAUCAUGCAAAAUCAUUAAAGGAGAUUUUAAUCACACCAGAGGAGCAGGUUAUGUAGAAGUGCUGGUGAUACCUGCUGGAGCAAGAAGAAUCAAAGUUGUGGAGGAAAAGCCGGCACAUAGCUAUUUAGCUCUCCGAGACACUGGAAAACAGUCCAUUAAUAGUGACUGGAAGAUUGAACACUCUGGUGCAUUCAGCUUAGCAGGAACUACUGUCCAUUAUGUAAGACGAGGCCUCUGGGAGAAGAUCUCCGCCAAAGGUCCUACUACAUCACCUUUACACCUCCUGGUGCUGCUGUUUCAGGACCAGAAUUACGGUCUUCACUAUGAAUACACUAUCCCGUCAGACCCUCUCCCAGAGAAUCAGAGCUCCAAAGAGCCUGAACCCCUUUUCAUGUGGACGCACACAGGCUGGGAAGACUGCGAUGCCACAUGUGGAGGAGGAGAAAGGAAGACGACAGUGUCUUGCACAAAAAUCAUGAGCAAAAACAUCAGCAUUGUGGACAACAAGAAAUGCAAAUACUUAACCAAGCCAGAGCCACAGAUCCGCAAGUGCAAUGAGCAGCCGUGCCAAACAAGGUGGAUGAUGACAGAAUGGACUCCAUGUUCACGAACCUGUGGAAAAGGGAUGCAGAGUCGACAAGUGGCCUGUACCCAGCAGCUGAGCAAUGGGACUCUGAUCAGGGCCCGUGAGAGGGACUGCACAGGGCCCAAGCCGGCCUCGGCCCAGCGCUGCGAAGGCCAAGACUGCAUGACCGUGUGGGAGGCGGGAGUGUGGUCGGAGUGUUCGGUUAAGUGUGGCAAAGGUGUGCGUCACCGGACUGUGAGGUGUACGAACCCUAGGAAGAAAUGCGUCCUCUCCACCAGACCCAGGGAGACUGAGGACUGUGAGGAUUACUCGAAAUGCUUUGUGUGGCGAAUGGGUGACUGGUCUAAGUGCUCAAUCACCUGUGGCAAAGGAAUGCAGUCUCGCGUUAUCCAGUGCAUGCAUAAGAUCACAGGAAGACAUGGAAAUGAAUGUUUUUCUUCAGAAAAACCUGCAGCAUACAGGCCAUGCCACCUUCAGCCCUGCAAUGAGAAGAUUAACGUAAACACCAUAACAUCACCCAGGCUGGCUGCUCUGACUUUCAAGUGCCUGGGAGAUCAGUGGCCUGUGUACUGCCGAGUGAUACGUGAGAAGAACCUGUGUCAGGACAUGAGAUGGUAUCAACGCUGCUGUGAGACGUGCAGGGACUUCUAUGCCCAAAAGCUGCAGCGGAAGAGUUGACCUCUAGCAGGCUGGCUCUUGGCAAUUACAUUAUUUAUAAACACACCCGCUAGCAUGUUCUUCAGACCAAAUAUUAUCAGAUUACAUAUAAUUUAAUCAAACUAAUUUAUUUUUUAUUUUUUUGCCUACCAAGUAUCCACUGUGGUGUUUCUUUUGGUUAUACAAACAUGUUGAUUUAUACUACAUGGCUUCGUCAAUAGUUUUCUAUGAGUAAGUUGGAUCCAGUUUCCAGAAUAAAAAUUAAAAGGGGAGAAAAGAAAUCCAUGGUCAUUGGGCUUUAAAAAAAAGUUUUUUUUUUUAGUUAGGGCUGUUUCUAAGGUGCUAUUCUCUCCCCCUCCAAUACCCUUGUGUUAUCCAGAAUAAAUACUAAUUUUGUGUAAUAGCUUAGUUAAAGAAGGAGAGAAAUCAUUUUUGUUUGUUGGUGUCAUGAUGCAGAAUUAACCCAUUUUCUGUAAUCUGCAGGAGAUGUGUAGACAUGACAAACCUCAUAGUGUUGAACAGGUUCUUUAGAGAAUGUAUUAUGAAUUUGGUUCAGAUUUAGAGAUUUCCGUAGGAAAAAUUCUACUGUAAUUAUAAUCUUAUUUUAAUAGUGGCAAAGAAAAGUCAAAAUAGAGACUUUGAUCAUGUUCAUGAAUAUGUACUUGAACACAAGUAUUGUAACAAUGAAACACUGUAAUGAUUUACACUGAAUCACCAUUGCACUGUUUAUAUAGUGUAGAGAAACCAUUAUAGAAAUGGUAACAUCCUACAGAAAUGUGUAUUAUUUUAACAUGUUGUCCUUAGAUUUUAGCUUUUUAAAAUAUUUUGAACAAAGAAAGCAUUGCUCCACCCAUUUCCUUGUAUCUUUUUAGCAGAUUUAUAAAAGAGUAUAGUACUUAGCCUCACAAAUCAAGAGAAAAUUUACUUCAUAUUUUUCAGCCUUUUCCCUAGAAAAGAGGAAAAACAAAAAAGCUUAGGAUACUGUUGUAGUGUCAUUGUGGUGUUUUUUCCUUUUCAAAAUGAGAAAGUUUUACAAUUCUGUGAAACGUUAUAAAACCAGCUUAAAUGUUUUCUUGUGAAAAAAUAUUGUACAUGAUUCACAUGAUUUCUUAGAUUUUUUCAAUAAAAUGCGUGAAACUUCCUGUGGGGAGGCAAUUCUUCAUAGGGCUGCCCUGUCACCCCCGUCCUGUUACCACCUGCUUGUGUUUGGGGGUAUCUUCUAAGGGAUGUUUGGGUAGAGAACAGCCUUCAAAGACAAAGAUCAUGUUUCUCUUUGGAGCAAGGGGCAGACACACUUCUCAUUAUAAAAGCAUCAGGUUCUCUAAAAUUGGGAUGUCUCGUGAAAUACAAUCCACUGCAUGUACAGGUGUCACCUGGCUCGUUUUGUGUCAUGCUGUGGGAAUUGGGGCUCAAGGAACUGGUGCGAGAAGAUGCUGAUUAUCUGGCUACUGCUGUUGCUGUGAGUAAUGAAGUCCUAUAUCUGCAGCCCAGGAGUCUUAACAUCUCCUGUCCUGAAGGGGUGGUAAGCGAUCUGGAUAAGUUUCAAGUAGAGUAAAACCAUAGAGUCAUCAAGUUCUUGACCCUUCCCUCAGUAUUUCUCACCUUAAUUUUAAUUUGGGGAACAUUUUGUUUCUGCAUUCCCCCUAUUCUGGAUAACCUUUCUUCUAAUUGCUGAGAUAGAGAAUUAACCUGUAUCGACUUUUAUGUAAGAUGGUGGGGAAAUGGGAGAGGGGAAAAAUUACAUAGCAAGAGGAGACAUUCUCAGUUCCAUCCCUUGAUCCCUGAAUCCAUGAACCUAGGUAGAAAUAUCACCAUGUAUUAGUCAAUGAGUCAGACCACAUACAUCUUAGAGGACCUCCAAAAUGUUUCCCCCAGCUGGUGCCAGACUAAAUAUUUUUUUAAAAAGACCCUGCAUCAUUCUGUUAGGGUGUCUGCUUCUGGGUGAUAGGGAAUGAGGUAAUAGCAGAGAUUUAGGUGUCCAUGAGCCCAUUGCCACAUUUUGUUUACUGGAACAUGAGAUCCCUGGACAGGAACAGUGCUGUGUGGAGUAUCAUCAGAGUGAAUGAGGCAUUUGGUAAGUUCAUGGGUGGUAUUUGGCAGAAACUUUGCAGACUGGGGAGGCAAAUUUAUAUUCAGGGUAAGCGGCUAUUUUUAUGAAAACAAACCGCUGCCUUUUUGUGAUAGAAAUGAUCUAAUGUAAUCACACUGCAAUCAAGGUGACCUGGACUGACCAGUACUUGGAAGGAACAUGGUUUGAACGUGGUGAUGAGGGAGUUCUGAGAAAAAGGUAGGUGGAUAGACCUCCUUGAAUAACAUAUAUUCCAUCU
Messenger RNA from Manis javanica (Malayan pangolin), 6002 nucleotides. RefSeq names its product ADAM metallopeptidase with thrombospondin type 1 motif 19 (gene ADAMTS19). Gene Ontology annotation, molecular function: metalloendopeptidase activity. Lineage: Eukaryota; Metazoa; Chordata; Mammalia; Pholidota; Manidae. Gene Ontology annotation, biological process: extracellular matrix organization; proteolysis. Gene Ontology annotation, cellular component: extracellular matrix. The record is from RefSeq and is a predicted model, not a curated record.